Messenger RNA from Phacochoerus africanus (Common warthog), 7909 nucleotides. RefSeq names its product nuclear receptor coactivator 3 (gene NCOA3). Lineage: Eukaryota; Metazoa; Chordata; Mammalia; Artiodactyla; Suidae. Gene Ontology annotation, cellular component: nucleus. Bases 220 to 4449 code for a protein of 1409 amino acids. The record is from RefSeq and is a predicted model, not a curated record. Gene Ontology annotation, biological process: positive regulation of transcription by RNA polymerase II; cellular response to hormone stimulus. Gene Ontology annotation, molecular function: protein dimerization activity; nuclear receptor binding. The transcript is spliced from 23 exons.
CGACAGCGGCGGCCGCGGCGGCUGAGUCGGUGGCGGCGGCGGCGGUAGCGGCGGCUGCGGGCUGAGCGCUGAGCAGCGAGUUUCCGAUUUAAAGCUGAGCUGUGAGGAAAAUGGCGGCGGGCGGAUCAAAAUACUUGCCGAACAGUGGAGUCAGAGACCAGUAAAACUAAACUACUUGAACAUCAUUUGCUGGUUAGCCCCAGUUGCUGAUGUUUAUUCAUGAUGAGUGGAUUAGGAGAAAACUCGUUGGAUCCACUAGCCCCUGAUUCACGAAAACGCAAGUUGCCCUGUGAUACUCCGGGACAAGGCCUUACCUGCAGUGGUGAAAAGUGGAGACGGGAGCAGGAGAGUAAAUAUAUUGAAGAACUGGCUGAACUGAUAUCUGCUAAUCUUAGCGAUAUUGACAAUUUCAACGUCAAACCAGAUAAAUGUGCAAUUUUAAAGGAAACAGUAAGGCAGAUACGUCAAAUAAAAGAGCAAGGGAAAGCUAUUUCCAAUGAUGAUGAUGUUCAGAAAGCUGAUGUAUCUUCCACAGGACAAGGGGUGAUUGAUAAAGACUCCUUAGGACCACUUUUACUUCAGGCGUUGGAUGGUUUCCUGUUUGUGGUGAAUCGAGAAGGAAACAUUGUAUUUGUGUCAGAAAACGUCACUCAGUACCUGCAAUACAAGCAAGAAGACCUGGUUAACACAAGUGUCUACAGUAUCUUGCAUGAAGAAGACAGAAAGGAUUUCCUUAAAAACUUACCGAAAUCUACAGUUAAUGGAGUUACCUGGACAAAUGAGACCCAGAGACAAAAAAGCCAUACAUUUAAUUGCCGUAUGUUGAUGAAAAUACCACAUGAUAUCCUGGAAGACAUGAACACUAGUCCUGAAAUGCGCCAGAGAUAUGAAACGAUGCAGUGCUUUGCCCUGUCCCAGCCUCGAGCUAUGAUGGAGGAGGGGGAAGAUUUGCAAUCCUGCAUGAUCUGUGUGGCCCGCCGAAUCACUACUGGAGAAAGAGCGUUUCCAUCAAACCCUGAGAGCUUUAUUACUAGACAUGAUCUUUCAGGAAAAGUUGUCAGUAUAGAUACAAAUUCACUGAGAUCCUCCAUGAGGCCUGGCUUUGAAGAUAUAAUCCGAAGGUGUAUCCAGAGAUUUUUUAGUCUUAAUGAUGGGCAGUCAUGGUCCCAGAAACGUCACUAUCAAGAAGCUUAUAUCCAUGGCCAUGCAGAAACCCCGGUGUACCGAUUCUCUUUGGCUGAUGGCACUAUAGUGACUGCACAGACAAAGAGCAAACUCUUUCGAAAUCCUGUAACAAAUGAUCGUCACAGCUUUGUCUCCACCCACUUUCUUCAGAGGGAACAGAAUGGGUAUAGACCAAACCCAAAUCCUGUUGGACAAGGCGUUAGGCCUCCAGCAGCUGGAUGCAACAGUUCAGUAGGCGGCAUGAACAUGUCGCCAAACCAGGGCUUACAGAUGCUGAGCAGCAGGACCUAUGGCUUGGCUGACCCCAGCACCACAGGCCAGAUGACUGGAGCUAGGUAUGGGGCUGCUGGUAGCAUAGCUUCAAUGAACCCUGGACCAGGCAUGCAGUCACCGUCUUCCUACCAGAACAGCAACUACGGUCUCAACAUGAGUAGCCCUCCGCACGGGAGUCCUGGUCUUGGCUCCAACCAGCAGAAUAUCAUGAUUUCUCCUCGUAAUCGUGGGAGCCCAAAGAUGGCCUCACAUCAGUUUUCUCCCGUUGCAGGUGUGCACUCUCCCAUGGGAUCUUCUGGCAGUACUGGGAAUCACAGCUUUUCUAGCAGCUCUCUCAGUGCCCUUCAAGCUAUCAGUGAGGGUGUGGGGACUUCUCUUUUAUCUACUCUGUCUUCACCAGGUCCCAAACUGGAUAACUCUCCCAAUAUGAACAUAACCCAACCAAGUAAAGCGAGCAGUCAGGAUUCCAAGAGUCCCCUAGGCUUGUAUUGUGACCAGAAUCCAGUGGAGAGUUCCAUGUGUCAGUCCAAUAGCAGGGAUCACCUCAAUGACAAGGAAAGUAAGGAGAGCAGUGUGGAAGGCUCAGAGAAUCAAAGGGGUCCUCUGGAGAGCAAAGGUCACAAAAAGUUACUGCAGUUACUUACCUGUUCCUCCGAUGACCGGGGCCAUUCCUCCUUGACCAACUCCCCGCUGGAUUCAGGAUGUAAAGACUCGGCCAUUAGCGUCACCAGCCCCUCUGGGGUCUCCUCUUCAACCUCUGGAGGAGUGUCCUCCACAUCCAAUAUGCAUGGGUCAUUGCUGCAAGAGAAGCACCGGAUUUUGCACAAGUUGCUGCAGAAUGGGAACUCGCCGGCCGAAGUAGCCAAGAUUACUGCCGAAGCCACUGGGAAAGACACUAGUAGCACAGCAUCUUGUGUGGAAGGAAACGUCAAGCAGGAGCAACUAAGUCCUAAGAAGAAGGAAAAUAACGCUCUGCUUAGAUAUCUGCUGGACAGGGAUGAUCCUAGUGACACACUCUCCAAAGAACUGCAGCCCAAAGUAGAAGGCGUGGACGGUAAAAUGAGCCAGUGCAGCAGUUCAGCCAUUCCUAGCUCAAGUCAAGAGAAAGACUCUAAAAUUAAGACAGAAACGAAUGAAGAGGGAUCUGGAGACUUGGAUAAUCUAGAUGCUAUUCUUGGUGAUCUAACUAGUUCUGAUUUUUAUAAUAAUUCCAUAUCUACAAAUGGUAGUAAUCUUGGAACCAAGCAGCAGAUGUUUCAAGGAACUAAUUCUCUGGGUUUGAGGAGUCCGCAGUCUGUGCAGUCUGUUCGUCCUCCAUAUAACCGAGCAGUGUCUCUAGAUAGCCCCGUUUCCGUUGGCUCAAAUCCUUCAGUAAAGAAUAUCAGUGCUUUCCCCAUGUUAACGAAGCAACCCCUGAUGGGUGGCAAUCCAAGAAUGAUGGAUGGUCAGGAAAAUUAUGGCUCAGCUAUGGGUGGACCCAACAGAAACGUGGCUGUGAAUCAGACUCCUUCCUCAGGAGACUGGGGCUUACCUAACUCAAAGGCCAGCCGAAUGGAGCCUAUGAAUCCAAACUCAAUGGGAAGACCAGGAACGGAUUUUAACGCCUCUCUGCCCAGACCUGCAGUGGGUGGCUCCAUGCCCACCAUGCCUCUUCGGUCCAAUAGCAUCCCAGGUGCGAGACCAGUGUUGCAGCAGCAGCAACAGCAGCAGCAGCAGAUGCUUCAAAUGCGGCCUGGUGAGAUUCCCGUGGGAAUGGGGGUCGGUCCUUAUGGCCAAGGAGCACCAUCGAACCAACCUGGUUCCUGGCCAGAUGGCAUGUUGUCUAUGGAACAAGGCCCUCAUGGGACUCAAAAUAGGCCACUUCUUAGGAACUCCCUGGAUGAUCUCCUUGGGCCACCUUCUAACCUGGAAGGCCAGAGUGAUGAAAGAGCAUUGUUGGACCAGCUGCACACACUCUUGAGCAAUACAGAUGCCACAGGCUUGGAAGAAAUUGACAGAGCCCUGGGCAUUCCUGAACUUGUAAAUCAAGGACAAGCUUUGGAGCCCAAACAGGAUGCUUUCCAAGGCCAAGAAGCGGCAGUAAUGAUGGAGCAGAAGGCAGCAUUGUAUGGGCAGACGUAUCCAGCACAGGGGCCUCCAAUGCAAGGAGGCUUUAAUCUUCAGGGACAAUCACCAUCAUUUAACUCUAUGAUGAAUCAGAUGAACCAGCAAGGCAGUUUUCCUCUCCAAGGAAUGCACCCCAGAGCCAACAUCAUGAGACCCAGGACAAACACCCCCAAGCAGCUUAGAAUGCAGCUUCAGCAAAGGCUGCAGGGCCAGCAGUUUUUGAAUCAGAACCGCCAGGCACUUGAGAUGAAAAUGGAAAGCCCCAGUGCUGGUGGGGCUGCGGUGAUGAGGCCCAUGAUGCAGCCGCAGGUCAGCUCCCAGCAGGGUUUCCUUAACGCCCAGAUGGUUGCCCAGCGCAGCAGAGAGUUGCUGAGUCAUCACUUCCGGCAGCAGAGGGUGGCGAUGAUGAUGCAACAGCAGCAGCAGCAGCAGCAGCAGACGCAGGCCUUCAGUCCACCCCCUAACGUGACUGCCUCCCCCAGCAUGGACGGGGUCUUGGCCGGGCCUUCAAUGCCCCAAGCUCCGCCCCAGCAGUUUCCGUAUCCUCCAAAUUACGGGAUGGGACAACAACCAGAUCCAGCCUUUGGUCGAGUGUCUAGCCCUUCCAAUGCGAUGAUGUCAUCAAGAAUGGGUCCCUCCCAGAACCCCAUGAUGCAGCACCCUCAGACCGCACCCUUGUACCAGUCCUCGGACAUGAAGGGCUGGCCGUCAGGAACCCUGGCCAGGAACAGCUCCUUUCCACAGCAGCAGUUUGCCCCCCAGGGGAACCCUGCAGCGUAUAGUAUGGUGCACAUGAAUGGCAGCAGUGGUCCCAUGGGGCAGAUGAACAUGAACUCCGUGCCCAUGACCGGCAUGCCCAUGGGUCCUGAUCAGAAAUAUUGCUGACAUCUCUACACCAGGACCUCCAAGAAAAUCACUGUAUAAAUGACACUGCACUAGGAUUAUCGGGAGUAAAGAAUCCUUGCUCUAGGCACCCAGCUUUGAAGAAAGGACCAGCUUUCAUCUCUGCCAAGAGUAUUCUAAGUAAUGUCAUUUGAGCAGGACUGGAUUUUAGGCCGAAUUGUAGUAUCUGUUUGUUUUUCUAUUUCCCCCUCCUUCUAUGUAUCAUGGUGUUUCAAACAAAUAUUUUUGGCAUUCUGUCAUUUCAGGAUGUGAUUCUGGAGGUACGGAGAGUUACUGAUCACAAAACUCUCCUGUAUCACUUUUUCCUGCUUGGCUAUCCAGAGUCUUUGGGAAAAAUGUAGAUGAUUUCGUAGAAGUCGGUUUCUUUAGUUGCAAGUAUUGGGCGAAGAGCGUGCCCCCAAACUUUUUUGUCAAGACCAGGUGGUAGUUCUGUCCCGUGGAGUUGGUGUUUCGUUUCUGAGUUCUCCUUUAAUCAAAGUGUUGAGUUGCUCUGACCCUAGUCUUGGUCCUCCUUUUUCCUGAAGAGAAUUUUCAUCUGCCCCUGAUGUCCUAUAAUACUUCCCCUCCAGGAACUGUCCAUGGUGACAAUUGGCUUUGCAGAAGGGACAAUGAGUGACAGUAUUUAAUUGCAGGAGUAGCAGUUUUUCACAUGCUAACGUGCAGCUGAGUGCACUUUAUUUAAAAGUAAUGGAUAAAUGCAAUAUUGUCGAGGUCUUGAGGAUGGUGAACCACAGUCCUGGUUUUUGUCCGAUCCGUUGGACAAGAACUCUGUUGUUGCUGUUGCUGUUGUUGUUGAAAGUACUGGUGUCACCCUUUGCCUAUAUGGUAGAGCAAUAAUGCUUUUUGAAAAUAAACUGCAGAAAACCCAAGGCCAGGUACUGCAUUCUGAAUCAGAAUUUCGCAGAGUUUCUGUGAAUAGAUUUUCUUUUGUAAAUAUGACCUUUAAGAUAUUGUAUUAUGUAAAAUAUGUAAAUACCUUUUUUGUAGGUCACAACAACUCAUUUUUACAGAGUUUGUGAAGCUAAAUAUUUAACAUUUGUUGGAUUUCAGUAAGUUCAUCGUGGUGAGGCUACAAACAGAAGAGUCAUCCUCUGAAUUUUGUGGCUUGGGGGGAGGGGCCCGUGGUCCACAGCUUUUCUUCACUCCCAGCUUUCGAAGCUCGCUCUUCUCAGUCUCUUCAUCUAGAUGCUUUUUAAGGAGAUCAUUUGUUUAGAUUUAGGCAUGUAAAAUUUUAAAAACUUCCUCUACCAGAACUAAGCACUUUGUCAAUUUGGGGGUGGAGGGGGGAAGAAUAGAUACAGGGAAAUAAACUUUUAAAAAAAGAGAUAUCAAGAAUAAAAGAUCAAUUUGAUUUCAAAAAAAAAUCUUGGAUUUUAAGCAGUCCAUAAAUUAAACAUAGUAAUUCAUUGUAUUUAAACAAAUUUUUUAAUUGAAUUUUUUCGAGUCCAUUUCAGAAGUGUCCUAAGGUUUUGGUUGCUAGGACCUGAGUCCCACAUUGAGAUCUCGGGAUUGGAAUCCUUGAUGUAUAGUUUCUGGUGUCUGUUCAGAUGUCCUCUCAUUCUGCUAGUGUGAUGUUUUCACCACUCCCAGAAUUAGAGUAGCAUCAUGGUUAUUUCUUUAAGGAGCUCAGUCUCCACGCAGCCGGUCUCAUGUGACUGAGAACUGCGGUCUGACUGGGCGCCUCUGCAUUCCUUCUCUCCUCUGCCGCCUCUCUUUUCUGCUGCUGCCCUUUGUCAGUUGGGAAUAGGGAAGAAAAUCAAGUUUAAUUCCCUUUAACUGGUUUCCUUUAUCAUGUUCGAACAAUCUAGUGAAAUUGGGUUUUUGGAACAUCUGUGAAUUGCAAAUGUCUGUUAGCCUUGGUGUCAUUUCCUAGCAAUAACCGAGAGCCAGUUAAAAAUUUCUUUACACGUUUAGCCAAUCUUUCUAGGUGUCUCUGAAGGUGAGAACAUUUAAUUUUUUGGACUUGCUUAUGAAUAAGUGAAACCUAUAUUUCUAGAACUGCCACUGGAGUGGAUCUGAGUUUCACACUCCCCUCCACCCUCCACACGUGGGUCAAAAUAAGAUUGUAAAUCCAUCCCCUUCCGUGCUAGUGGCCUGUACUUUUCAGAUAACACAUCCUCUGAUCUGGAGACACACAGAGCUGAGGAGGAGCCUCUGUCUUUUUAGACACAGUUGUGUCAGGUCUAUCUUAACCUUUCUUGUUGAAGCCACAUGUGUUUGGGGAGAAACAGAAUGGUGCUCUGACCUUUCCUGACCUUUAAAACUUAAUGAAAAACAAAACAGUUUUGUGGUUCUUUUCCUCAGUCACUCCUGACUCCAGGCUAACUGGAAGGCAGCACCUCCUUUUUAUAUGGAAAAAUCCUGAAGUUUAUUAUAAGUUUUUAUAUUUUCUACGUGUUCAUUUUAUUGGUGCAAAUUUAAGAUUUUGAUUUUAAUAGAUGCAGUCUCUGAGAUAAUUUGUUGUUUUUACCUGUAUUCCCCUUUUACCUUUUUUGGAUAAUUCUCUUUCUAUUCCUGCUGCCUACCUCUCUCUCCUCCCCCCGCCCCCCACCCCCACUUUUUUAAACCUUAGUGUCUGUUGGGUGAACAGUAUUGAGUAACCCUUUCAUCUGCUUUUAGAAUGUGAGAUAUUUCCAGUACCUACUUUUUUGCUGAAUCCAAAGAUAUAUAAAUGUAUAUAUAUAUUUUGUAAAGAUCAAAAUGAUAAAAAGGAGAUACAUUUCUUCCUUUAAAAAAAAAAAACAAAAUAGAAAUCCAUUGUUAAUGUUCAUAUUACGAUGCCACUUUUCUAAAUUGUGCGUCUUGAUGGAAAGGUGUAAAUAUCAAUCAGCAGGACUGCUUAAUCAGUAUUUAAUAUCUAAGGUGAGUUGGGGAUGUACAGGGGUGGGGUUCUCCAGAACACAGUUGGCUUGCUGUCCUACAGGUUCCCUGAUCCAGAGAUAGAUGUAGCUGGAAAGUCAGCAGAUUAGAUUGCCAGUUACCCGUAUGCUUGUCCAGUUCCCUUUUUAUUUGCAGAAGCCAUGAAUUUGUUCACAAGUGGGGAAUUCAUAGGAGUAAAACCUUUUGGGUAGAUGGUGUCCCCUGCUGCAAGGGAGCUGCUGUUCAGCUCCAGGGCAGGUUGUGUAGUCAUGAGCAGGGCGUUCUCUUUUUCUUUCCUUCCUUCUCUCUCUCUUUACAAUAUAGGGAAUUUUGAAGAAGAUGGAAAUGUCAUUCUGAGAGCAAUAUUUAAAUUCUCAGGAAUUGACUGACAGUAUUGCAGAUGAAUUCACUUUUAAUCAAGUUUACAUUAAAUGUUGCUUUUAAAAAAUCUGAAUUGUUCUUUACACUGCAGAGACUCCAAACCACAUGGGAUAACUUAUGAGAUGGUUGGGUAAUGCGCUAUGACUCCUUUGUUGAUCAUGUUGGAUGUGGUUGUAAAUAAAGGUUUCUAUUUAAAACGGAA